CACUGCUUCUACUGCUCAGACAGUGAGACAAGAGCUUGAAUCGAUAUUCACUUGUUACUCUGAAGUUGUCAAGAUUCAGGAGAAACGAACCCAAAAACCAAGAUGCUUAAAAGAAAGCAGAUCAAAGUUGAAGGAAGGAGCGUUGCUGAGUUGCCCGAUCCUUCCAUGAACUCGGCUGAAGACUCAUGCAUGCGUUUUGUCAGAGGACAAAAACGGAAGUUCUCGGAUGAUGAUGAGGGCUUAUUUAGUAGACCAGCAAAGGAAAUGAAACUUUUUCACCAUGUGCUCAAUGAUGGGGAGCAAGCAUCUUCCUCUGUGGAAACCAGUAAAGAUCCAAAACCCAAGAUGCUUAAAAGAAAGCAGAUCAAAGUUGAAGGAAGGAGCGUUGCUGAGCUGCCCGAUCCUUCCAUGAACUCAUGCAUGGUCAGAGGACAAAAACGGAAGGCCUCGGACGAUGAUGAGGCCUUAUUUAGACCAGCAAAGGAAAUGAAACAUUUUCACCUUUUUCAAGUAAAAAGGAGGGUCAUUGAGCUUCCCAUUCCUUCUGUGAACUCAAAGGAAGAUGUGUACAUGUUUCCCACUGAAAUUUCAGAGAGCUCCACUGAUCCAAAAGAAAAGGUGUGCAAGAGGAAAGCCACAGGUGAUGGAAAAGCAUCACCAGCCAAGAAACUGAAGAGCCUGGACCAGGAGGAGAGGAAAUGCAGCGCCAAAGAAUUAGAGGCUGCAAAAAUCUGUGAAUUUAAAGCCAAGUACGUGGAGCUGCACAAGCUUGGAAAAGGAGGGUUUGGAACAGUGUUUGCCGGCUACAGGAAAGAAGACAAUUUUCCAGUCGCUAUCAAACACAUUUCAAAGAGGUGUAUCCCCUGCAAAGUAAAGGUAAGUAUGCAAUGCUUAAAUCUCAAUCAAUCAAUCAAUCAAAUAUACUUUAUUGUCCCCACAGGAAAAUUUGACUUGGACAUCGUACAAAAAAAAUCUAUUAUACAUCUUUGCGCUGUGGAACGUCUGUUCCUCAUCAUCCACUUUGUUGCCAUUUUUCAGGCUGAGAACGGGAAGCGAAUCUCUGUGGAAGUGGCUGCUAUGCUCAAACUUGCAGCUGGAACACCAGGAUCAUCAGCAACCGUGUCCUUGCUGGACUGGUUCGAUUUGCGCAAGGAGCUGAUCCUGGUGAUGGAGAGACCUGUCCCUGCUGUGGACUUAGAUAAAUACAUAGAGGAAUAUGAAGAUACUAUAACAGAGGAGACAGCCAAGGUCAUUCUAAAACAACUGAUUGAGGCGGCAAAAGAACUUGAGGAUAAAAACAUCUUUCACCGGGACAUCAAGACUAACAACAUUCUGAUUGAGACCGGCUCAGAUGUGCCUCGUGUUCGCCUCAUUGACUUUGGAGUGAGCUGCUUUUUUAAAAAACGCUCACGAUACACCGUUUUUGCUGGCACACCUUGUUACUGCCCUCCAGAGUGGACGAUCCACGACUGCUAUAGGCCUGGACCCACCACAGUGUGGCAGCUGGGAACGGUGUUGUAUGAAAUACUCCAUGCAAAAUCCUCCUUUCAUACAGAGUUUGUCAUUAAAGAGAAGUUAAAAAUUAGCGAGAGGCUGUCUGAAAACUGCCAGGAUUUCUUGAAAAUGUGUUUCAACCUGGACCCCAAAAGACGCCCGAAACUGAAGGACCUCCUGCGUCAUCGAUGGUUCAGAUGAACCGUCACACACACACACUCACACAAAAUGCUUUUGACAGAAAAAGAUUGAUGAUAUUUAAUUGGACUAUUCUAAAUUUCACCCACAUUGCCCAGUAGCAGUGAAAAGUUGAAACUUUUGACUGGUACUUUACAUCAAUCUUUAUUUUCUGUCCUGGAAUUCCUGUAACCCCCCCAGCCGUCCAGGGAAAGGGGGAUCUCUCUUUGAAUUGCCUUUCCCGAGGUUUCUUCCUGUCAGUCAGGGGAGUUUUUCCUCGUCUUCAGAGAGAGCUUGGGCUGGUCAGGAGUUCCAUCAAGUUAUUCUACUGAUUAUUAAUGUUAUAUGAUUAUUAA
This is a messenger RNA of Archocentrus centrarchus (flier cichlid), 2027 nucleotides long. Its product is annotated as serine/threonine-protein kinase pim-1-like. Gene Ontology annotation, molecular function: ATP binding; protein serine/threonine kinase activity. The coding region runs from base 103 to 1695 and encodes 530 amino acids. Gene Ontology annotation, cellular component: cytoplasm. The record is from RefSeq and is a predicted model, not a curated record. The transcript is spliced from 8 exons. Lineage: Eukaryota; Metazoa; Chordata; Actinopteri; Cichliformes; Cichlidae. Gene Ontology annotation, biological process: protein autophosphorylation; negative regulation of apoptotic process; regulation of mitotic cell cycle.